CCGCCUAGUGGUAACAGUGUCACUGGGCAAUGGCAGCGGUCACGGAAAGAGAGGAGGAGCCAGCGGCUGCAGCUCUUCCUCCUCCCCCAUGGAGUGAGUGAGUUGGCUGCCAGUGUGUGCUGUAUCUUUGUAUGGCUGUACUGUAUCCCUCCUUUCACUAACCUUUUGUCUCCUUCCUCCCAAACCACCUCCACCCCUCCCCUCCCACUACUUCUUGCGAGUUCCUUGCUGCUGCGGCUGCUUGCUUCCCUCAUCUCUAGUCUGUACACUGGUUGGAGUGGUUGCUAGUGUUCUCCCCACUUGCUCCUCUCAAUCCCCUCUCCAUGGAUGUGCACACAUCCUCCUCUUCCUCUUCAUCUUCUGGUGGUUGCUCGGUUCUUCUGGCUUGAAGCUGAAGCGUUCGCCUCGUCUGGGGAAAAGCUUCCGUUUCGCGUUCCGUUCUUGGUGCCACUGCUGUGGUAUAAAGGCGGAAGCUCGAGCCAUCUUCUGAAGAAAUCUAGGCGGAAGAUCGCUCCGUCGCUGCGGUUUCGCGGCGACUGUGGCCGGUUGCCGCAUCGCGGGGCUGGGUUGCGGUGGAAAGGGGCGGCGUCGUGAGGAAAUCUUGCGCUGCAACCAAUCGUUCUGCUGCCCCUUGCUUUCUGGGCGGUUGUCGGUGCUGCCUUUUGUAGUAAAGGGUGGGAUCUUGCGGCCGGCGGUGGCGGCAUUGCCGGAUCGAGCAAUCUUCGACGACGACCUCCGUAUCUGCGUGACCGAUCUGGCGCAGUUGGUCAUCUCUUCGCCGGCAUUGUGAGGCGGGCUCGCCGGGUGGUGUGGAUUGCUGCGGUGAGAAGAGCAAAGGAGCGGAGCUCUGCGCUGUGAUCCAAGCGGGCUCCUGCUCGCCAGGUGUUCGCCGAAAGGCCCAAGGAAGCGAGCCAUGAGGGACUUCCCGUCCUGCUUCGGCGAGAGCGGCGUCCAGAUCGCGGACGCGUCGUCGUCGUCGUCCAGCGCCGGCAAGGGCGCGGCGCAGAACCUGGUGACCUGCCUCUACCAGACGCAGUUCUCGGGCCGGCCCUGCGUGAUCUCGGUCACGUGGAGCAAGAGCCUCAUGGGGCAAGGUCUCAGCAUCGGCGUCGACGACCUGUCGGGACACUGCCUGUGCAAGGCGGACAUCAAGCCGUGGCUCUUCUCCAAGAAGAAGGGGUCCAAGUGCCUCGACGUCGAGGACGGCAAGAUCGAGAUCUUCUGGGACCUGUCGAGCGCCAAGUUUGGUGCCGGACCAGAACCAGUGGAGGGGUUCUAUGUUGCAGUCGUGUUCGACCUUGAGCUCGUGCUCUUGCUUGGUGACAUGAAGAAGGAUGCUUACAGGAAGACUGGAGCCAAUCGGUCGAUGCUGAAUGCCGCGUUCGUGGCAAGAAGGGAGCACAUAUAUGGCAAGAAGAUCUACUCUGCUAAGGCGCAAUUCUGUGACAAUGGCCAGUUCCAUGACAUUGUCAUCGAGUGUGAUACCAUCGGUCUAAAGGAUCCAUGUCUCGAAAUAAGGGUUGAUAAGAAACCCGUGAUGCAGGUGAAGCACCUGGCGUGGAAGUUUAGGGGAAAUCAGACAAUCCUCAUUGAUGGCUUGCCUGUGGAAGUGUUCUGGGAUGUCCACAGCUGGCUCUUUGGAUCAACAGCGAGCAAUGCAGUGUUCAUGUUUCAGACAUGCCAGGCACCUGAGAAGUCACUGCCAUGGUCGUACUCGCAGAUUUUUAGGGAGUCCCAGUUGCAAGGUCUUGGUUUCUCGCUGAUCCUGCAUGCAUGGAAGCUUGAAUAGUUUUUUUUGCAGGAUCACAAUUUGCUUCUGCACCUGCCUCCUUUUCUUUAGUGCUAACAAAAGAUGUUUUGUUAAGUGUCUGUUCAUCAGAAUGCUAUGGAGGCUCUCCAAUAUAUGUUCUUUCAUUUGAUUUUGUUUUGCCAUCUUUUAUAAACACUUUGUUUGAAUGGUUGGCAAGAUUAUGUGAUA
This is a messenger RNA of Setaria italica (foxtail millet), 1978 nucleotides long. RefSeq lists its product as uncharacterized. The transcript has a single exon. The record is from RefSeq and is a predicted model, not a curated record. NCBI's taxonomy places the organism in Eukaryota, Viridiplantae, Streptophyta, Magnoliopsida, Poales, Poaceae. The coding region runs from base 914 to 1789 and encodes 291 amino acids.